This is a messenger RNA of Bombina bombina (fire-bellied toad), 1859 nucleotides long. RefSeq names its product poly(rC) binding protein 2 (gene PCBP2). Gene Ontology annotation, biological process: regulation of gene expression; regulation of RNA metabolic process. Gene Ontology annotation, molecular function: single-stranded DNA binding; mRNA binding. The coding region runs from base 331 to 1728 and encodes 465 amino acids. The transcript has 13 exons. The record is from RefSeq and is a predicted model, not a curated record. Lineage: Eukaryota; Metazoa; Chordata; Amphibia; Anura; Bombinatoridae. Gene Ontology annotation, cellular component: nucleus; nucleoplasm; cytoplasm.
CUCACCCUCCCAGACCAGCAGAGGCAGCAGCAGAAGCCGCAGCUCCCGCCAGCCCCUCCCGCCGUCGCCAUUCCUCGCCCGCCCGGCUCUCUCCUUCCCUCCCUCCCCGGGGCAUCUCGCCUCCGGAUCGUUCCUUCCUCCCCGUUCAUCCCUUGUUUUUCCUUCCCCUCUCCUCCCUUCCCCGUUUAUCCCUCUCACUGUUUCUCUUCCCGCCCUUCGUUUCGCAUUACACGGCGGUCACCUCAAAGUCCUUUGUAACUUUGCAGUCUCGUCUUCAGUGACCAAAGAUCAGACUUGUACAGCACCUGAUACAACAGAACUUGGUUAACCAUGGACACCGGUGUUAUUGAAGGAGGCCUGAAUGUUACACUCACCAUUCGGCUGCUUAUGCAUGGAAAGGAAGUUGGAAGCAUAAUUGGAAAGAAAGGAGAGUCUGUUAAGAAGAUGCGUGAGGAGAGUGGUGCUCGCAUUAACAUCUCAGAAGGAAAUUGUCCUGAAAGAAUAAUUACUCUAGCAGGUCCUACAAAUGCUAUCUUCAAAGCCUUUUCAAUGAUCAUUGACAAACUGGAAGAGGAUAUCAGUAGCUCUAUGACAAACAGUACUGCAUCCAGCAAACCUCCGGUUACUUUGCGUUUGGUGGUUCCUGCCAGCCAAUGUGGAUCCCUUAUUGGGAAAGGAGGAUGCAAAAUAAAGGAAAUCAGAGAGAGUACAGGGGCCCAGGUCCAAGUAGCAGGGGAUAUGCUACCUAAUUCCACAGAAAGGGCAAUCACAAUUGCUGGCAUUCCUCAGUCUAUCAUAGAAUGCGUGAAGCAGAUCUGUGUGGUCAUGUUGGAGUCCCCUCCGAAGGGAGUUACCAUCCCAUACCGACCCAAGCCCUCAAGCUCUCCAGUGAUCUUUGCAGGUGGUCAGGUGUCGCGCCAGGCCGGAGGGCACGCAUGUGAGACUGACCUGUGGGAGGGACGAAGGUCCCACACAGGGGGGGUCUCCCUAGAUGCUGUGGAUCUCCAUGGGGCCUACACCAUUCAAGGACAAUAUGCCAUUCCUCAGCCUGAUCUGACUAAGCUGCACCAACUGGCAAUGCAGCAGUCUCACUUCCCUAUGUCUCAUAGUGGUAACACUGGAUUCAGUGGUGGCAUUGAUGCUUCAGCUCAAACAACUUCUCAUGAACUCACCAUUCCAAAUGAUUUGAUUGGCUGUAUAAUUGGACGGCAGGGUGCAAAAAUAAAUGAAAUCCGCCAGAUGUCUGGGGCACAGAUUAAAAUUGCUAACCCUGUUGAGGGUUCAACUGACCGUCAGGUGACCAUCACUGGAUCUACAGCCAGUAUCAGCUUGGCUCAGUAUCUUAUAAAUGUCAGUCUUGAAAGCGCUAAACCCUCCUCUUCCCAGAGCACCUCGACCCCUGACCUUCUCAGCAUCUCUCAAACCUCAAUCCCUUCCUCCUCCAACGCCGCCCCUUCCUCUCUGGUGACUGCCUCCACAGCCGGGGGUUGCGAACCUUCCUCAGCCUCCACAAACUCUUCCUCCUCCUCGGAAUCACCUUCCAGACUCCCCAACCCCUCGACUGUCCCCCGUAUCGCCAAUCUGCUUGAUAUGAAACCUGUCCCACUCCUGGCGCUAAAUGUCGUGUCCACAGCCUCUUCCUCUACCUCCUCCUCUGCUGCUCCUGCCUGUGCCGCCCAGCUGUACUCUAAAGUGAAAUCGGACAAGCCACGUUUCUCUCCCUACUGAAUUUCCUACUGUAUGAGUUGCAGACUGCUGGCAUGUCCCAUGUAUUGGGAUGUCCUAUACAAUUUUUAUUUUAACAUGUCCAGUUUGAAAUAUGUAUGUAAUGUUGCAUUUGCUGUAAUCCUUAAUGUUAA